GGGGUCGAAUUUUACGAGAAUCUAGCCUGCAAAUAAAAUUAUUACAAAUAUUGCUAUUGCCAGCAUCGGCGAUUCCCGGUUGGAAUCUGCCUGUCAUUCGCCCAAGACAAAAAGAAGAAUGUUAGAGUAUCAUUUUGUCCAAACAAGAGACAUAGAUAUUACCAAUGCGCAUCGCCUAUUUAUCUGACGUCCCGCUUUGGAUGUGAAAAAACUUGCCCGCUUAAAACAAUUUGGUUUGUGAAUGGGUAUGGCUAAUUACACAGUAUUACCAUAUGGGCUAAUUCCCGACGAUGCAUCACCCGAGUGGCUAAACAAAGGCGACAACGGGUGGCAGAUGACGUCGGCCGCCAUGGUGGGCCUCCAGAGCGUGCCGGGGCUCGUGAUACUGUACGGGAGCAUGGUGAAGAAAAAGUGGGCCGUGAACUCGGCGUUCAUGGCCCUCUACGCCUUCGCGGCCGUGCUCCUCUGUUGGGUGCUUUGGGCCUACGAGAUGUCGUUCGGGUCCAGCAUGAUCCCUGUGCUAGGGAAGCCGGAUGCGAGGGGCGCCGCCGAGAAAUAUCUGCUAUCUCAGAAUAGGUUGGGUGGCUACAUUCCCAUUGCCGACUACGUUUUCUAUCAAUUUGCAUUUGCGGCCAUCACGGUUAUACUUCUUGGAGGGUCGUUGCUUGGGAGAAUGAAUUUCUAUGCGUGGAUGUUGUUCGUGCCCUUGUGGACCACGCUAUCCUACACCGUGGGUGCGCACACCAUUUGGGGUCGUGGUUUCUUGACGGAUCAAAUUAUUGACUAUGCAGGUGGCUAUGUCAUUCAUCUCUCUUCCGGAGUCGCUGGUUUGACUGCCGCUUAUUGGGUGGGACCGAGGCAUUCGGAUGACAGGCAACAUUUCCCGCCUAACAACAUUAUAAACAUGCUUGGUGGCGCGGGGUUUUUGUGGAUGGGUUGGACGGGUUUCAACGGCGGAGCGCCGAUGGCAGCGAGCGAAAUCACUUCGCUGGCCGUGUUGAACACCCACGUCUGCACCGCCACGAGCAUCCUCGUGUGGUUGUCACUCGACGUGGCGGUGUACCUCAAGAGCUCCGUCGUCGGAGCCGUGCAGGGAAUGAUGACUGGCCUGGUUUGCAUUACUCCCGGCGCUGGAAUUGUGGAUACAUGGGCCGCAAUCAUUAUGGGAAUCCUAUCGGGCUCAAUCCCUUGGUACACGAUGAUGGUCUUGCACAAGAAAUCCGCCUUCCUCCAAAAAGUGGACGACACGCUGGGAGUGUUCCACACGCACGCAGUGGCGGGCCUGCUGGGCGGGAUUCUGUCGGGCCUCUUUGCAAAGCCCGAUCUCCUCGCUAUGUUCUACAGUCCAGAUCAUCAAGGCCCAGGCUUCAUCUACGGAAUAAUAGAUCAAAAAUUCAAUAAGGGGCUUCGCCAAAUGGGGUUCCAAAUUAUAGGAGCCCUUUUCAUAACGGUGUGGAACGUGUUGGCAACAAGCUUGAUAUGCAUAGUGAUCGGUAAAAUGACUCCUCUCCGCAUGGAUGAAGAUGGGCUUGAAAUAGGAGAUGACGCAGCGCACGGCGAGGAAGCAUAUGCGCUGUGGGGCGAUGGGGAAAGGCAUCCCGUCCCUCGUCGCUUUCGCAUGAAUCCCAAAAUGCCCUCCUUUUGUAGACGUUGUACCACCAGUCCUUGAAUAUUUUGUAAAUUCUCACUUUUCAAAUUAUUGCCUAUCUAACUCCUUAUUAUGCCACAGGGUCUGAAAAACAUAUUGAGACUCGGAUUUGACUUUAAACUUCUAUGACUUAAAAAUGUAUAAUUAUGAUUUCAAAUUUAUAUUUUA
Molecule: messenger RNA, 1816 nt
Organism: Salvia miltiorrhiza (redroot sage)
Lineage: Eukaryota; Viridiplantae; Streptophyta; Magnoliopsida; Lamiales; Lamiaceae
Product: ammonium transporter 2 member 3-like
Exons: 3
Coding region: 242-1669 (475 amino acids)
Biological process (GO): ammonium transmembrane transport
Cellular component (GO): plasma membrane
Molecular function (GO): ammonium channel activity
Source: RefSeq, a predicted model, not a curated record